UUAUCUUCAAAACCGAUUGAUAUCUCAAUCCAAACGUACUUACACCUAAAAUUUAGCCUCUUUUUUUCUUGAGAUUUAACACCAUGGCUGCAGAAAUGGUGGGUGGAGCUCUUCUCUCUUCUGUGCUUCAAACACUGUUCGGAAAGUUAGCUUCACGAGAGGUUGUAGACUUCUUCAGGAGAAAGAAAGUCGAUGAUGGUUUACUCAAGAACCUGAAAACUACGUUUUUGUCAGUCAACAUUCUGCUCAACGAUGCUGAAGAGAAGCAAAUCAGAAACCCGGGCGUGAGGAAGUGGCUCGAUGAGCUCAUAGAAGCAACUUAUGAUGUUGAGGACUUGAUGACUGAGAUUACAACGAUCAAGUUCGAGCAAGAUCAAGGCUGCACCAGCUCAAGUCAUCAUCAUCAGAAAGAUGUGCUUGAUUUGAAAUCUGUUACACAAAACAGACACUUACAGAGAUUGCCUGCUCCUUUGGCUCAAGAGUCUAGUGUUUAUGGGAGGGAUGAUGAUAAAGAGUCUAUAGUGAAUUCGUUGUUGUUGUCAGAUAAUAAUUAUGAUGAUGUUAAUGGUAAUAAUAGUGAUAAGAUAUCUGUGAUUCCAAUUGUGGGGUUGGGUGGAAUUGGUAAGACCACACUUGCUCAGCUUGUUUAUGAUGAUGAGAGAGUGAAAAAACACUUUGAGCUCAAAGCAUGGGUUACAGUGUCAGUUGAAUUCGACAUUUUGAAAAUAACAAGAAUGAUUUUGGAGAGGGUGUCGAUGAAGAAAUGUGAGAAUGAGGACCUAUAUGAGCUUCAAACUAAGCUGAAAGAGGCUUUGUUGGGGAAAAAGUUUCUGAUUGUUCUUGAUGAUGUUUGGAGUGAAAACUACUCCCUUUGGGAUGUUUUAAGAAGUCCAUUUGAAUUUGGAGCAGAAGGAAGUAAAAUCAUUGUCACCACACGCAGUGAAAUUGUUGCAUCAAAAAUGGGCAGUGUUCCAUCUUAUGAACUACAAGUAAUGUCAGAUGAAGAUUGCUGGUGCUUAUUUUCAAAACAUGCCUUCAACAAUGGAGACUUGAAUGCAUACUCAGAUUUACAAGAAAUUGGUAGAGAAAUUGUUAAAAAGUGCAAGGGACUUCCUUUGGCAGUAAAAUCACUUGCUGGUCUUCUGAGAGCUGUGCUAAAUCCCGAAGAGUGGAGAAGAAUUUUGAAAAGUGACAUAUGGGAAUUGCAGCUGCAAGAAAAUGACAACAACAACAACAACAUUCUUCCAGCUCUGUGGUUGAGUUACUAUUAUCUUCCAUCACAUCUUAAGCGCUGCUUUGUAUUCACCUCAGUGUUCCCUAAAGAUUAUGAGUUUGAAAAAGAAAAAAUAAUCUUGAUGUGGAUGGCUGAAGGUCUUCUGCAAUCUGACACAGAAAAAACACAAGAAGAUGUUGGAGAAGAGUACUACCAAGCUUUAAUUUUAAGGCUAUUGUUCCAAAGAUCAAGUAGAGAUGAAUCAACUUUCUUCAUGCAUGAUCUUGUCCAUGAUCUUGCCAUUUUUGUAGCAGGAAAGUUUUCUUUCAGGUUGGAUGAUGAUAAUCUACACAAGGUUGCUAGCGAAAUUCGACAUUUAUCGUGCAAAAGUUAUGUGAGUUUGUCUAAACUCAAGAGUUUGCGCACCUUCAUUGCAAUACCAUCGUUCACAUUAGAUGGAUCAUCAUCGGUAAAUCACUUGGAUUUGAGUGAGCAUUUUUUCAUAGGUGGGUGCUUGAGAGUACUCUCUUUAUCUCAUGCUUUGAUCAAGAAAUUGCCUGAUUCAAUAGGCAAUUUGAAGCAUCUAAGGUACUUGGAUUUAUCUUCCACUGAAAUUGUUGAGUUGACUGAGUCCAUUUGUUCUUUGUUCAAUUUGCAAGCACUCCUCUUGUCCAAUUGUCGAAAUCUUACUCAGUUACCGGCUAACAUGGGAAGUCUAGCCAACUUGCGCCACCUCGACAUUGCAGACACACCAAUCACAGAAAUGCCAGCCUUAAUGUCCAAUCUGAAAGACUUGCAAACAUUGCCUUAUUUUGUUUUGAAUGAACAUGGUGGCUCUAGAAUUAAGGAGCUAAGAGAGCUGCAGCAUCUUCAUGGAACACUUGUCAUUGCAGGGCUUGAAAAUAUAGUCAAUGUUGAGCAUGUAUUGGAGGCAAAUUUGAAGGACAAGAAGUGUCUUAGAGCACUAAGCUUGAAAUGGCAAUAUGGUGAUAUUGAUGAUUCACAAAAGGAAAGAGAAAUACUUGAUGGUCUCCAACCUCACACAAAGUUAGAGAAUCUCUACAUCAGUGGCUACAGAGGUACAAAUUUCUCAUCAUGGAUAGGAGACUAUUCAUAUUCUAGUAUGGUAGAGGUUCAUUUACUUAACUGCAAAAGUUGUUGGUUUUUACCUCCAUUUGGGCAGCUACCUUCCCUUAAAAAGCUUCAAAUUUUGGCAUUUGAUAGUGUGGUAACAAUAGGUGCAGAAUUUUACUCGAGUGGUUCUUCUCAGGUGAUCAAGCCAUUUAGAUCCUUAGAAAUUCUGAAUUUUCGCUUCAUGUCGGAGUGGAAGGAGUGGUCAUUCAUUAAAGUCGAAGAAGGUGGAGUUUUUCCUCGUCUUAGGGAACUUAACCUUGAAGGUUGUCCAAAACUAAAUGUACAGCUACCAAAUUCUCUUCCCUCUUUAACAAAGCUUCAAGUAUGGAGAUGUAGACAACUGUUGCCUCUACUUCCAAGGCCUGAUCACACUGCAUUUCCAUGCCUUAGGACUAUGGAUAUAUACAUGUGCCCAGAACAAGAAUCAUUUUUGGAAGGUGGGUUCCCUUCAAGUAUAACUUCACUUCAAAUUUUCAACUGCAACAAGCUCGAGUCCCUCAAUGGCAAAGGCUUUCAAGGCCUGAAUUCUCUUCAAGAGUUGGUUAUUGGUAGGUGUCAAGAGCUCAAAUGUCUACCAGACGAAGGAUUGCCUGAUUCUCUUCUGCAUUUGUGUAUAAGUGAUUGUCCUUUGCUACAACAGCGGUGCCAAAGAAAUGAAGGUCAAGAUUGGACUAAGAUUGCUCAUAUUCCUCGAAUAGAUAUUGAUUGGGAACUGAUUUGAAGUUCAUUGAGCAGUUGUUCUCUUCUUUUAAUGUUACUGCAAAUUUAUCCAUGUAAUAUAUAUUUUUUAACCGUUUGUAAUAACUCACUAUGCCUAAUUGUUGUAUUUUUCCUCAUUGUUUACUCUUCUUAUAAGGUCUGACCAAUUGAUGCCUGCAUGUAAUUAACUGGGAAAUAUUUUUCACUCAAUGUUGAACU
Molecule: messenger RNA, 3265 nt
Organism: Humulus lupulus (European hop)
Lineage: Eukaryota; Viridiplantae; Streptophyta; Magnoliopsida; Rosales; Cannabaceae
Product: putative disease resistance RPP13-like protein 1
Exons: 2
Coding region: 84-3068 (994 amino acids)
Biological process (GO): defense response to other organism
Molecular function (GO): ADP binding
Source: RefSeq, a predicted model, not a curated record